Messenger RNA from Corylus avellana, 2394 nucleotides. Its product is annotated as bifunctional dihydrofolate reductase-thymidylate synthase. Gene Ontology annotation, cellular component: mitochondrion; cytosol. Gene Ontology annotation, biological process: tetrahydrofolate biosynthetic process; dTMP biosynthetic process; one-carbon metabolic process. The record is from RefSeq and is a predicted model, not a curated record. NCBI's taxonomy places the organism in Eukaryota, Viridiplantae, Streptophyta, Magnoliopsida, Fagales, Betulaceae. Gene Ontology annotation, molecular function: dihydrofolate reductase activity; thymidylate synthase activity.
UAUAUAGUCACGCUCACACAGACCUCGGCGUCAACCCUCUCCCUCUCGCGUGCUUUUGGAUUUUUCUUUUUCCCACUUUUUCUUCGCCAGAGAAAGACAGAGAAAGAGAGAGGGAAGAAUUUUGGCUCUGAGUUUUCCCUGUCGCUUCCGAAAUGCCGCGUAGCCAAACACCAACAAACAGUCAAACUCCUCGCUCCUCCAUUUCUCCUCUUUAAACCCUAAUCUCUCUCUCUCUCUCUCUCUCUCUCUCUCUGGGUGUGUCAGAGUGAUCGAAGAUUUUGCGGUUUGGUUCGAGAUCGGUUCUACCGCACUUCUGGAAAAGUUGGCAGUGCGGUCCUUGUUUUGAGCCGUCGUCUUUGAGUUUUUGUCGGUUUUUGAGUUCAAUUAUGGCUGGUGACUCUUUGAUAAGCAGUAAUGGAAAUGGCCAUGGCAACGGAAAGCCUGAUCCACAGAGGACUUACCAAGUUGUUGUGGCUGCGACCCCUGAUAUGGGUAUUGGUAAGGAUGGAAAACUACCCUGGAAGUUACCUUCCGAUCUCAAAUUUUUUAAGGACAUCACUGUGAGUACGUCGGAUCCUGGGAAAAAGAACGCAGUUUUAAUGGGUAGGAAAACAUGGGAGAGCAUUCCUGUUGAGCAUCGGCCUCUACCCGGUCGACUUACUGUUGUUCUAACUCGCUCUGGGAGUUUUGAUAUUGCAACUGCAGAAAAUGUUGUGAUAUGUGGAAGCAUGACUUCUGCUUUGGAAUUGUUAGCUGCUCCUCCGUAUUGUCUGUCAAUUGAAAAAGUGUUUGUUAUAGGGGGUGGCCAGAUAUUGAGGGAUGCUCUCAAUGCGCCUGGAUGUGAUGCUAUCCACCUUACUGAAAUUGAGACAAGCAUUGAAUGUGACACAUUUAUUCCUGCAGUUGACUACUCUGUUUUUCAGCCGUGGUAUUCAUCAUUUCCUGUGGUGGAAAACAAUAUUCGAUAUUCCUUCAUGACAUAUGUUCGCGUGAGGAGUGCUGCAGUUGAAUCCCCUUGUCAAAACGGUGAUCUGAUAUUUGAUGGUAGGGCAGAUUCCGAUAAGUUUGAAGUAAAGAAGUUCUCUUUCCUGCCCAAGAUGAUCUUUGAGAGACAUGAGGAGUACAAUUAUCUUAAAAUGGUUCAAGAAAUCAUCUCCGAUGGCACUCCUAAGGAUGACAGGACUGGGACUGGUACUUUGUCGAAGUUUGGUUGCCAGAUGCGGUUCAAUCUGCGCAAAAAUUUUCCGCUUCUUACUACAAAGAAAAUAUUUUGGAGAGGUGUAGUUGAAGAACUUCUGUGGUUUAUCAGUGGUUCAACAAAUGCCAAGGUCCUUCAGGAAAAAGGCAUUCAUAUAUGGAAUGGCAAUGCUUCGAGAGACUACCUUGACAGCAUCGGUUUGACAGACAGGGAGGAGGGUGACUUAGGACCUGUAUAUGGUUUCCAGUGGAGGCAUUUUGGUGCUAGGUAUACUGACAUGCAUGCUGACUAUUCUGGCCAAGGAGUUGAUCAAUUGGUAGAGGUUAUUCACAAGAUUAAAAAUAAUCCUGAUGACCGACGGAUAGUACUCUCAGCAUGGAAUCCUUCCGAUCUCAAAUUGAUGGCACUUCCACCUUGCCACAUGUUUGCCCAGUUUUAUGUGGCCAAUGGCGAGUUAUCAUGUCAAAUGUAUCAGCGUUCUGCUGACAUGGGCCUGGGUGUGCCAUUCAACAUUGCAUCUUAUGCUCUCCUGACAUGCAUGAUUGCUCAUGUUUGUGAUCUUGUUCCAGGUGAUUUCAUCCAUAUUAGUGGGGAUGCUCAUGUCUACCGCACUCAUGUCCGACCUCUGCAGGAGCAACUUCAGAAACUCCCUAAGCCUUUUCCAAUUUUGAGGAUCAAUCCUGGGAAGAAGAACAUAGAUUCUUUUGUGGCAGGUGAUUUCAAACUCAUAGGUUAUGAUCCUCACCAGAAGAUAGAAAUGAUAAUGGCAGUAUAGCCAUCUUGUAGAGGUUCUCACGCGAAAUAUUACUGAAUGGUCCCUCCUAGGCAAUGUUUGGCCUAGUUUUUGAGGCACAACUGUUGGAGGAUCAUGUUGAUAUAAAGUUAUGUACAAAUAAAGAAAUGCUAGUUGAAUACAUACUCAAAACUUUGGACAUGAUGCAGUAAGAGAGAAUCCUUUAGUUCCACAGAGUUUGGUGGUUCUAAGGUGAUUUAGUUUCUCAGUAGCUUCUGACUUUUCAAGUUUAUUUUUGCCUUUUUACAUGGAGCUAUUAAUUUUCUAAUAGCCGCAAAUACUCUGGUACUAUUGUUGAAAGUAACCAGAGUUUUGAAUACUGAGUUUUCUUGAAAUCGUUGUUGAAAGUAACUGGAUUUGUGCCUUUUCUUAUACAAUUGGGUGCUUCCACUCGUUUAAAGUA